This is a messenger RNA of Polyodon spathula (Mississippi paddlefish), 1673 nucleotides long. It is a transcript of the gene commd7, whose product is annotated as COMM domain containing 7. The transcript has 9 exons. NCBI's taxonomy places the organism in Eukaryota, Metazoa, Chordata, Actinopteri, Acipenseriformes, Polyodontidae. The record is from RefSeq and is a predicted model, not a curated record. Gene Ontology annotation, molecular function: NF-kappaB binding. Gene Ontology annotation, biological process: negative regulation of DNA-templated transcription; tumor necrosis factor-mediated signaling pathway. Bases 66 to 668 code for a protein of 200 amino acids.
UGUAGUCAGCUGAUUGCACUAGUGAGGAAGUUGGAAACUGGUGUCUGUUAUUUACUGAGAGGAAAAUGCAGCUUUUGCAUUUCAGUAAAGAGGCAUUACCCGAUUCUGUCGGCACUGACAUACAGAAUCUAAACAAACUCAGUGAAGAGCAGUAUGUAAGUUUGACAGACAUUCUCUUCCGCUUCUUAACAGAACCCAAGGAGACUGACAGGUUUUUGAGCCAGCUUAAUGAGUUUGCCUCGGAGAAUGGGAUGAGUCCAGGGCCCCUCAAAAACCUGGUGAAAAGUGUGCUUCUGAUCCCCAAUGGUGCUCUGAAAAGAAAUUUGACAGCUGAGCAAGUAAAGGCGGAUCUCGUUACCCUAGGACUAAACGAUGACAAGGCUAGUCACUUUGCAGACCAGUGGAAGGUCCAUUACCCUGCACUCUCCAGACUGGCAGUGGAGCAGACGCUUAUGGUCAAUCAGCUUGUGGACAUGGAGUGGAAAUUUGGAGUAACUGCAGGAAGCAGUGAACUACAAAAAGUGGGAAGCAUCUUCUUACAACUCAAGCUGGUUGUGAGAAAGGGAAACACCACUGAGAAUAUCUUUAUGGAGUUGACGUUGCCACAGUUCUACAGCUUCCUUCAUGAGAUGGAGCGAGCCAAAGCCAGCCUGGACUGUUUCAGUUAAGUCGCUCUCACAGAAGACACAGUAAAGUAAAGUGCCUGGGUAGAAGUACAUUUCCCAGAAGUCCUAGAACAGACCAGCUGAAAGGAAGAUUAUUCUUCAUCUGUACUUUCUGUGUGUUUUAACAAGUUAAUUAUUUGAAAAAACAUGUCAGCAUAAUUUCUUGUACUGUAUACUUGGUAGCCUUUACUAGACAUUUUUUUUAUGUUUGAUUGACAUUCUGCCCACUUACAUUUUUGUAAAUAAAAUUGUGAUGCAUUAGAACAUCAGUUUUCAUUUUCCAUUAUUACUAACAUGUCCACUGUUUUUUACAAAUUUGAAAGUUGAGCUGUUAAUAGCUAUCAGCUUAUACAGGUAAAAAAGUGACAAAAAAACAAUGGUAAAAUAGGGUUCUAGGAGGCACAGUAUGCCUUGCUUUUAUUUUUUCCCAUUUAGAGUAUUGUAGGCUUUCUGUUCAUCCUCUAGUGCUGGAUGUGGCUCAUCUGGGUUUACCUUUGCAUUGUGAAGAGCCGGAAAGGAACACAGGGUUUGCAUCCCAUUCGAUCUUCAGUUAAAAUCAGCAUUUCAGAGGUUAUGAUUAUAAGUACUGCUAAGUUAAACAGACCUGAACCUCUCCACAGUUUAAGAUUACAGAACCACAGAAUUGUUUUCUGCAGAUUUGUUUAGAGAAGCAAGUCUGAGCAGAUGGUGUGGAGAUCCAGGCAUACAAAGGACGGGAUUCUCGUUAUUUUCAAACAAGAGAUGCACACUUUCCAGUCUCUCUUCAGCGUUUGCUCUCAUGCUGCGAGUUUCCACUUGCCAAGGUAUAUACACCAUUGAAUUUCAGUGUAGCUGUGGAAGCCGAUACUAAACAACCGCAAGCAUGAAAAUUGCAUUUUGCCCUUUCUUUUGUCACAUUUGUAAUGCUGUAACAAAACUGGUGCAGAAUAUUUCUCUCUCCUUUUUUUUUCUUUGACAUACGUGUCUGCUCUCACUUACGUUCUGAACCUUGCCCCUUUCAUUUGAAAA